AUGGAUAAAAACAACCAAUCAGACAUCAUUGUUGCUAAUCGUCGUAAUAAUUAUAUAAAUGUUUUCCUCGGCUCGGGUACCGGAACCUUCGGGAGUUACAGAUUGAGUUUCAAUAAAUAUAAUCUAACAUCUGAGGCUGUCGGCGAUUUUAAUAAUGAUAGUAACAUGGAUAUAGUCGUUGGCAGAGAUACCUCGAAUAAUCUGGAUGUUUAUUUCGGCUACAGUAACGGAGUUUUCGCUAACCAGACGACCUAUUCCACCGACGGUCCAGCAUCAUUUAUCGUUGUUAACGAUGUCAACCAUGACAAUCAACUGGAUAUUGUUGCUACUACGGCGAAUAAUACCGUGAACGUUUUUCUCUGCUCUAAUAACGGAAAGUUUGCCAAUGCUACUAUAUUUGCCGUUGGUAAUCUGCCACAAUCGCUAGCGAUUACUGAUUUCAAUAGAGAUCAACAUAUGGACAUUAUUACUACCAAUACGGGCAGCAACGAUAUAAGUGUUUUAUUAGGAGAUGGCACUGGAUGGUUUCGACCUCAACAGAGAUAUAAGACAGGAUCGACACCUUUUUCUGUCGCAGCGGCAGAUUUCAAUAACGAUGAUUUACCUGAUGUAAUUGUGUCGAAUCCAGGUGAAAACAAUAUUAUGGUGCUCUUAGGUACCACCAAUAAAAAUUUUGAUCGAAAAACAACACUCACAACUGGCCAAGGUUCUCGACCACGAUCUUUAGUUGUUGCUGACUUAAACAACGAUGGUCAAAUGGACAUCGGUAGCGCCAAUUCGGGCACUGAUUGUAUCAGUAUUUUUUUCGGGUCUGGUAGUAUGACUUUCACGAACCAAUCGAUAUACUCGACUGGUGCAGAUUCAUCGCCCUACUCGAUAGCAGCCGGUGAUUUCGAUAGAAAUAAUCAAUCAGAUAUGGUAGUUGCCAAUUAUAAAUCUGAUACUAUUGGCAUUUUCCUUGGCUAUAACAAUGGUUCAUUUACAAAUCAAACAACUUACUCAACAGGUUCAUCUUCAUCGCCUUAUUUCGUAACUGUUGGCUUGUUCAAUAAUGAUUCGAUACUAGAUAUAGUUGUUGCUAAUUAUGGAAACAAUAAAUUAGGAGUUUUUGUUGGACAUGGUGAUGGAACAUUUGAAGAUAUGAUACCUCUCCCGAUGGAGUAUGGAUCUCAUCCGUUUUCUGUAGUGACUGGUGAUUUUAACAAUGAUAAAAAAGUGGAUUUUGCUGUUGGAAAUAACGGCACAGACAGUCUGACAAUACUUUUACGAACUUGUUAA
Adineta ricciae is the source of this 1278-nucleotide messenger RNA. The record is from the annotation of a GenBank genome assembly. NCBI's taxonomy places the organism in Eukaryota, Metazoa, Rotifera, Eurotatoria, Adinetida, Adinetidae.